Folsomia candida is the source of this 3991-nucleotide messenger RNA. Its product is annotated as transcription factor Ken 2. NCBI's taxonomy places the organism in Eukaryota, Metazoa, Arthropoda, Collembola, Entomobryomorpha, Isotomidae. The record is from RefSeq and is a predicted model, not a curated record. Bases 434 to 2347 code for a protein of 637 amino acids. The transcript is spliced from 7 exons. Gene Ontology annotation, molecular function: DNA-binding transcription factor activity; protein binding; RNA polymerase II cis-regulatory region sequence-specific DNA binding. Gene Ontology annotation, biological process: regulation of transcription by RNA polymerase II.
GUGCAAAUAGAAAUUAGAAAGUUCUCCCCUCUCUUCUGACGUUGUACAAUUAUUCUCUCUCCUCCAUCCUAUUUCGUAGUGACUGAGUGCUAUGCUGUGCUGAGUGACGGAAAAUAACUAUAUUUUUAUUUAUCAAGUUAAAUAGGUUGGCUGGAAAUUUCGUAAUUUCGAAAGCAGCGAGUUAGACGAGGUGAAAGUGGGAAAGUUUUUUUCUUCUGUUUUUCCUUUGUUUUUUUGUUGGGAGAGAAAUAAACAAGGUUGGAAAAACGGGAGGGAGGGAAAGGAACAUAUUAAGAACAGCAGCAGGUUGUUAAAUUAAAAGAAUUGGAGGAAAAGAAGUGCCUUAUCGGAAAAAGUGGAGCCUUAUUGGUCGACCUUGUAGAGAGAGAGGGGAUAUUUUUGGUAGAUAAGUUUUUUUAGAAAGAAAGUCAAAAUGGCGACGGGGGGAGGAGCUGCGUGGCUUUUCCUGCAGUAUAACAAACACUUGAACGUGAUUGGGGAGGAGAUUCGGAACGCUUUUCAGCAAGAGGCAUGUUCCGAUGCGAAGAUCGUGUGUGACGGGGGAUCCAUCAGUGUCCACAGGCUUAUCUUGGCCUCGGCGAGUCCGUGGUUGAAAGCGGUCUUUGACGAGAUGGAAACCCCCCUCGACGUGUAUACCAUCGUCCUGCCUGACGUCAAAUACCCCGACAUGCUUCUCCUGACCAAAUUCAUGUACGGAGGAGAGGUGACCGUGCCCCUCAAACAGCUCGGAACACUGCAAGACCUCAUCCAACUUCUGGGGCUCGAACCUGGCCACGGAAAUGGGAAAUUCCUCAUUGAAAAUAUACACGAUAAGAGUAUCACCGUUCCUGGAGGGACGAAAGUAACCGUCGUCGGACCUCCGUCUCGCCACGGGUCGAAAUCACCCUCGGACGAUAUUGGACUUCACGGUUUGGCCACAGCUCAGCUCGACGAGGACGACGAUGACCCACAGAACAUUGCGGCCGGUUCUCCCAAACCGGAAGAUCUCUCGCUGAGUGGGAGUGGCGAGAUUCGUGUCAAGUCCGAACUCGAUUUCACCUCGGGUGGGAUGGAUGGCGAUAUGGAAACGGCGAACGGUGACAAUCCACUCUCCUGCUUGGCUAUUGUGCACGACGAAGGGAUCGAGGACCCUGGAUCCGCGUCGUCUUCGGCCAUGUUGGCGCGGCUUAAUGCCGCAGCGGCGGACCAUCAACAACAACAGCAACAUUUGGGUCAUCACGGUCAUCAGGAUCAAGACGUUGACGUCGAUGUGGUCGGAGAGGAUCAGGAGGUUGACGUGGAUGGUGGGAUGGGAGAUGAUGGAGAAUCCGACAUGAAACACCACGUCUCUGGGAUGGAGUCCGAUUCAGAAGUGAGCAUUGGAGGCAGUCGUCGUCACGGUGGUGAAGAGCAUCGUCGCCGUCUCUUCCGGUCCGCCCAUUUAGCCGCAACCCCACAGAACUAUACCGGAACGCACAUCGUCGGACGGCGCGAUAAGAAUGGGAACGUAUCUUCCAGUGGAAAUGGAGGUCGUCUUGCCCGCAGUGAAGGUGGCGGUGGUGGACGAAAGCGACCCUUCAACCUUGCCGGGGGUGCCUCUGCUACCCUUAAUAAUAACAAUGUGGCCAAUAAUAAUAACAAUAAUCACGAGAAAUCGCCCCCUCUUCCGCCGAAGAGGACUCGUUCCGUCACAAACGCGAUGGCAGUACAAUCUCACAGCAAUAGCUCGUCACCAGGCAGUGUGGAUUCCAAGGAUAAGAGUGGUGCAGGGUCUCCAAACAGUUCGGUCUCCAUCUUGGCGAAAGUUGGCACUAAAAUCACAAACACUCGCACGAAGACGCCACACCUGCAAAUCAUCCCGGAAUCUGGUGUGCUCCGUUGUUCCAUGUGUCACUAUGAAUGCGCGUCGUACGAUGAUUACAAGAAGCACGAGAAAGUGCACCAACCCAACUUUUCGUGUCAGUAUUGUGGAAAGGGAUUCUUCAUCAAGUGGAAUUUAAUUGCUCAUCUUCGAACCCACACUGGCGAGAAGCCUUUCACCUGCUUCUUCUGCAAGGGCUCCUUCCGUCAAAAGGCUCACUUGAUCAAACACAUUUCCUCCGUCCAUCGCUAUGAGGGGGAUAAAGAUUCGCCAAAAAUCAAGCGUGAAAAGCCCGUCGGGAGUGGUGGUGGUGGUUCGUCCGGUGGCGUGGGUUCUGGCGAACUCUCCGACUCUGCCGAUUCCCCACUUCCCGGAGGCAAAGAAGAUUUCUCGUGCUGCUUCUGUGGUGAACCGUUCGAAAAUAAGGACGCAAUCCGACGACACAUUUCACAAUUCCAUCGCGACCUUCUCACCCGGGCGCAGUAAAUAAUAGACAAAAAAAGUGUAUAAAAAUGUAGUUCGGGGCGAAAGUGAAAGUAUUUUUCAUUUGGUUUCAUAAUUAUUAUUAAUUUCGUUCAUUAGUCAGUUGACCAAUAAGUUGCAUAGUUUUUUUGUUAGAAUUUACAUAGGCGUUAGUUUUUUCAAUAACUUUUUCCUCGACUUUUUUUUCAUGACUAAAUAUUUUUUUUGAAAAUAAUCCGAUAACAUGUUUCACAAUUCUGUCACGAUCUUUUACCCGGCCACGUGUAUGAAAAAAAUGUUAUCGGGUGAAAUCGAAAAGUGAAAGUAUUUUUCAUUUCAUAAUUAAUUUUCGUUCGUUCAUUAGUCAAUUGACAGUAAUAAGUUAGUUUUUUGUUAGAAUUUAGUCCUCAUUUUUUGAGUUGGAGAACUUUCUCGUCUUUUUAAUGACUAGUUUUUGUCUGUAGAUUUAAGUCCUUCUUUUUAUCUCUGCUUUUUUUACGAAUUGAGAAAAUACGCGAAACAGCAAUAAUUCUUUCCCGAAACUUUUUAUAUUUCCCUGAAAAAUCCGAAAAUACCAUGCUUCCAAAAGAACUAAACAAUCAAUCAAAUCGAAACAUAAAAGAAUUCCUUACAUUUUGUGACCACGCGGAUAAAAGAAGAAGAAAAAAUUGGUACAAAUAAUGAUUACAAAUCAAAGACUAAAAAUCAAACUUUUGCCUACACAGAGAAUAAAAUUAAGCCUAGAAUUUUAUAGGAUAAGGAAAAAGACAGAGAUUACAUAUUUAUACUAGUUUUUCAUUACUGUUGUUGUCGCCGUUGUUUCUUUAUUACCAUUAAUUGACAGCUAACUAACUAACUAAAUAGAUUAUUAAUUAAGUAAGUGUGUAAAAACUCUGCUUUUUUGCUAGUUAUUUACACGACAUAGAAUAUUGGAAAAGAGUUCCGGGCAGGAAAGGGUAACAUGAAUGUACAAUAUUAUAAUAAUUAAUUAAAAAUUAGUUAAUUAACGUAAGAAAUAUUAUAUGGAACUCAGUGUCUUAUCACAAAACCUUUUAUAUUUACAAAAAUAAAUAAAUAUUUAAGUGAGCUGGUUAAGAAGAUAAUGAAAUAAAAGUCAGUGUAUAUUUGGUGCCUAAAACUUUAUAGAAAAAAAGAACGCUAGAUUUUCAAAUUUAUAAAAAAGAAGCCUAGAAUUUCAAAUUUAUAAAAAAUCUUUUGAAAUACUACUUUGUUUUCCUAUCUCAAUUUCAGUUUAGGGCAAAAUUUAAUUAUAUUAUGAUCUUCUUUAUGUAGCGAAUUUACAUAUUUAUCAUGAUAAGAAUUUUGCGGAAGAUUAUUAUUCUCCUCUGCAGCAGCCGCAGUGUUGUCAGCACUGAAAGAAGAAACGGUAGCAAUAAAUGUGAAGUAUAAACUAAGAUUAAGCAGAUUUUUUUAGUUAAUUAUUUAAUAUUAAGACUUAUGUAUAAUUAGUUACGGAUUUAGUUUAGUUAGUGUUUUCGUGUUUUUUUGAUAUGAGAGACGUUAUAUUAUAUUAUACUUGUUACUAAAUAAUCUCGGACGGAGGUGGGAGAAUGAUGAUGAUAAUGAUAUAUAAAAAACGAUUAUCUGAUGUUCUGAUCAUGAAGAUGAAGAUGUAAUAAAUCAUAUUUAUGUACCUAAUGAAAAAAG